AUGAUUAUCACACGUCUCAUUUCCCUGACGAACUUCGCCGUCGCCUCUUCCGCACUUGGCUUCCAAGUCUUCGUCCUCUACCCAUGGCACAACCAGCUGGACCAAUCGUUCGAGGAACUUAAGAAGGAGCAUCUCAGGGUUCUGGAGGCGGUCAGGGAGGUCGCGAAGGAGGUGGAUCCGAACUCGAGGCAAGGCAUGGCCGACUCAAUACUCGGACGUCUGGGGAUCAGCGCGUUCAGCGUAAGAAGUCUGUUCUCCCAUAAACCAGCGCCCCAAGCCAUUUCCAGUGUGUUCGACAGCAGUAAUCCUGUAAAAUAUGUCACAAGCAACCUCGCCAAUCUCUCUCCCGUGGCGGCCAGACCGGAUAUGAACAUGACGGAAAUUGCGCGAUACGCCGUCUCAGGAGCCAUCUGCUGUUCCUUUACUCAUGCCCUAUUAACCCCAGUUGACGUCGUCAAAACCCGUGUCCAACUCGAGCCGGCCGUAUAUAACCGAGGUCUAGCAGGUGGUAUGCGCCAGAUCAUCGCAAAUGAUAGCGCCAAAGCGCUCCUGACCGGAUUCGGACCAACCGUGACGGGAUACUUCCUGCAAGGAGCCUUCAAAUUCGGCGGCUACGAAUUCUUCAAAAGACGAACGAACGAUUGGUUAGGACCGGAAAAGGCGGCUGAUCAUCGUAAUGCCGUAUACCUUGCUUCGUCUGCCGCGGCCGAAUUCCUAGGAGAUAUCCUGCUUUGCCCAUUCGAAGCUGCCCGUAUCAGGCUUGUAUCACAGCCGUCGUUUGCUCCCAACAUGCUCUCUGCACUGGGCAGAAUGGCCAGUUAUGAGGGGAUGGCCGGGCUUUACUCCGGCUUUACGCCGAUUGUACUGAAACAAGUUCCGUACACGAUGGCAACCUUCGUAGUGUACGAGAAAGCCAUCGAAACGGCAUACUCGUGGAUUAACAAGGAGAAAGCAUCAAACAUGGUGCUUUCGGGAGUAAACCUCGGUUGUGGACUAAUCGCUGGUAUGGCAGCUGCAAUUGUUUCUCAACCCGCAGAUACAGUGUUGAGCAAAAUCAACAAGGAGAAGGGACUCCCGGGUGAGGGAACAGGUCGACGAAUCUUCAACAUAAUCGGCCAGCUUGGUCUGCGGGGAAGCUACGCCGGCAUUGGUCCACGAUUGGUCAUGGUUGGAGGCAUGACCGCAGUCCAGUUUGGAAUUUAUGGACACAUCCAAAGAGCUCUUGGCGCAACCAGUAGUGCCGUCGAGGUGAAGAAAGAAGUUGUCAAGGUUGUAGAGGUCGGGAACCUCCUACAAACCGCCGAAAUGUGAUAAUCUAAUUCAUAAUAAGCUCAAGGGCUAACUCUUCAUAUCCAUUAUACCCACCUUUAUAUGUUUCAUUUGUACGAGAAAGAGAAGUUAGAGAAGAUGCUAUUAUCCGCUCACUAUUGUACCGGUGCAAUAGCGAGCGGAUAUCUGAUUCGGUGUCCCGAGCAGACAUAGAAUGUGGGAGAUGUGGGACGAUCGACUAUGAUUCUGGUAGAAACGAUAUUCUUUUGUAUAUAUAGCAUUAUAGAAGCAUAGAGAAGGAUUAGACAAAGGGCAUACAGUUGAGCAUAGAAUUUAAAAUAAAAAUAUUAAGAUUGAAUAUUCUCCUGUUCGUCAUGUAACAUGAAGGAGGAGUAAAGUCGAAAUCCAAGGCAAGAGACGGAGUUAAG
Molecule: messenger RNA, 1697 nt
Organism: Annulohypoxylon maeteangense
Lineage: Eukaryota; Fungi; Ascomycota; Sordariomycetes; Xylariales; Hypoxylaceae
Product: mitochondrial phosphate carrier protein
Exons: 5
Coding region: 1-1311 (436 amino acids)
Biological process (GO): mitochondrial phosphate ion transmembrane transport
Cellular component (GO): mitochondrial inner membrane
Molecular function (GO): phosphate transmembrane transporter activity
Source: RefSeq, a predicted model, not a curated record